AUGGCAAUUUUUUCUCGUCAAUUUCUAAUUUAUUUAAUUUCUACCAUAUUAAUUGCUCAAUGUGCUUUUUCGUUUGAAAGUCGAGAAGCUGCUAUCAAUGUUUUUAAUCGUCGAGAUACUAAUGGAACCUUGUUGUGCAAUGGCAAUGCGGACAUUUGUGAUUUGCGCUUUAAUCAAGUUACGCACGCAGGCACCCAUAAUAGUAUGGCGUAUAAUCUUCACUUCGAUUGUCAAAAUACCGUGCGGAAUUGUCUCGAUUCCACGAGUAUUUGUUUAAAGCAACACACAGAUUGUUUAGCUUCCUAUGAGGUACAUUGCGAAGCUUCAACCGACAUUUGCAAACAACGUAAUCCCAAGCUAUUACAUUGGAUGUGUGAUGGCUUUAAUGCAAUAUGUAAAAGAUCCGAUGCCGCAAUUUGUUCUGCAUGGCUUGCCUUAUGUACUGACAGCUCGAAGGUGUGUAAUGUCUGGGGAGAAGCAUGCGAAGAUACGGUCCCAGACUGGGUGAUUGAAUGUUUUUGGGAAAAUCAUCCUGGUCAUGAUAUACCUACCCAAUUAAGAGAUGGUAUCCGAUUAUUGGAUCUGGACACAUGUCAAGUAGAAGAUAAGGUAGUGUUGUGUCAUGGAAUGGGAUUAGCACGAGCACUUGGCGAUGAACUUGAUCUGGUAUUUAAACAAAUCCGCAAUUUUAUGGUGGCAAAUCCCAAUGAGGUUAUCUCCCUGGAAUUUGGUGAUAUUGAUGGAAAUGCGACAUUAAUGGGUGAUUACAUUCAAAAGAAAUUGGAACAAUAUUUUGUUAAUGAAACUGGACACUCGAUGCUCUUCUCACUAUCAUUAAACAAUAACACUUGGCCCACUCUACGCCAAAUGAUUGAGACGGAUCAACGAAUAAUUAUUUGGUACAGUUACCUUUAUGAUUCGACCCCAAAUCGUCGACCAUGGAUUCAUAAUGUAUGGAAUUGGUAUACCGCCUCUUAUUCUUAUACCGCUGAUGAUAUGACUGCCGCUCAAUUGAACAAUAGUUUUACUGAAUAUUGUGACAAUGCAAAUGCAAAACAAACCAUCAAUCAUGAUAUGUUAACAUAUGGACGUGUACUUUGGCAAACCAUGGAUCAAACGGUGGGACUUGUGUUACCACAAGUAGAAGACGCUAUAAAAAACAAAACUAACCCUGGAUACAUAUGCUUGAAACAAAUGGCCGAAGCAGUAAACUUUGAUUUACUCGAUUAUGUGGCCAAUAUAUGUUAUCCAGCGUUUCCCUAUGUCUAUCGUGUUCGUUUAGAUUGGUAUUGGCGUAGUAAUCUCUUCGAGGUCGUGAAACGAUUCAAUGAGAUGAAUGUGGCGCGAGUGAAAAGUGGAGAUAUUCUCACUCCGGAAUGUCACGUACAAGUUCAGACGGCGAAAUUCGAAUGGAAGAUAUAUGUCCCGCUGGCGGGAUACAUGACAUGGGCUAAGAAAAAAUGGACAUGCUCAGACUAUGUUUCUGCUUGUUACUGUUGUCCUUGUUAUUUACUAAAGGAGAUAUUUUGUGGUUGGUGUUAUAGAAAUCCCGCUUCUGAUGAUUUUGACGGAAUUGGAUGUAGGCCUACAGGCCCAGAAACCUGUUCAAAAUGCGGACAGACACCUAAGCAAGUAAAAGAUGCAGCAGCAUUACAAGUAUUCAAUCAACAUCCUGGCGAUACUAAUCGAAUUUCAUCAGCACCACAAUUACCAGCACUUUCUUACGUUGGCACACCACAAAUGAGGCAUCCUACAUCACAACAACAGGAACAAAGACGAAGUUUUGAAAAUAGAAAUUUAUAUGUUGGUGGACAAAAUCAGUCUAAGAAUAAUAUAAGUAAUAAUGGAGGAAGGAAAAGUAUGGAAAAUCAAAAUCACAAUACUCGUCGGAAUUAA
This is a messenger RNA of Ambispora leptoticha, 1896 nucleotides long. Lineage: Eukaryota; Fungi; Glomeromycota; Glomeromycetes; Archaeosporales; Ambisporaceae. The record is from the annotation of a GenBank genome assembly.